Molecule: messenger RNA, 1854 nt
Organism: Coregonus clupeaformis (lake whitefish)
Lineage: Eukaryota; Metazoa; Chordata; Actinopteri; Salmoniformes; Salmonidae
Gene: arfip2b
Product: ADP-ribosylation factor interacting protein 2b
Exons: 10
Coding region: 332-1468 (378 amino acids)
Biological process (GO): intracellular protein transport; regulation of Arp2/3 complex-mediated actin nucleation
Cellular component (GO): trans-Golgi network membrane
Molecular function (GO): protein domain specific binding; phospholipid binding
Source: RefSeq, a predicted model, not a curated record
AAAAAAAAGGUGCUGAAAUGUCGUCAGUUCCGCGAAGCAUUUCUAGCCUGGAAAAGCGGGGUUGGACCUCUGUACAAACAACAAGCCGGAGAGUGAUCAGCCUGUUUAGCAGCCAUGCCAUAAGACAACACUGAAACCAGAUGAAUCUGUCAUCGGUUCGUAAAUUAAUUCGAUCUUGUCAUUUUCCACGACUGACGGACACGCACAACGCGUCUCGACGAAGCCGCGCAUUAACUGGAAUGCACUGACGUUAGCCAGUUGGCUAGCUAGCUUUCUGAAUAGCUCAUUCAAGACGAAGCUUCAACAGGUCUAGGUCAGUAGGACAGAUAGUAUGCUGAGUAAAGCGGCCACUAUGGAGAUCUCUAUCAACAGGAACGGAGACACAGGGACGCUGCCGGAGGACGACAGCCUUGAACAGGUUGCUAAGCUACAGUGGCGCUUAGAUGAGAAGGUAGGGAGUUCCACAAUUACCAGGGACCUACAGCAGGUGAUGGUAUCGGGACCCAACCUGAAUGAGACCAGUAUCGUAUCCGGGGGUUACGGGGGUACAGCCGAGGGAAUCAUUGCUACCAGCUCCAUUAAAGGCCCUGCUGUGCGCUACAACGCUCAGUUUAACAGACGCAUCCCAGUCACAGGACAAGGUUCCAGUAUGCAGGAUAGUAGCAGCAGCAGUUCCAUGACUGCAGAGGAGGCCUCUAGAGGAGUGGCUGUAGAGAAACUGGACUUUAUGAAGAAAUGGGGCCUCAACACCUACAAGUGCACUAAGCAGAUGAUCUCAGAGCGGUUUGGUCGUGGUUCUAGGACUGUUGACCUAGAACUGGAGGCUCAGAUAGAAGUUCUCCGGGACACCAAGAGGAAGUAUGAGAAUGUGCUGCGAUUGGCUAGAGCCCUGACCAAUCAUUUGUACAGCAUGGUGCAGACGCAACACGCCCUCGGGGACACCUUCACCGACCUCAGCCUGAAAUCACCUGAACUACGGGAUGAGUUUGGGUACAACGCAGAGACCCAGAAGUUGUUGUGUAAGAACGGAGAGACGCUGCUGGGAGCCAUCAACUUCUUUGUGUCCAGCAUCAAUACACUGAUUAACAAAACCAUGGAGGACACACUGAUGACCAUCAAGAUGUACGAGGCUGCUAGGUUGGAGUUUGAUGCGUACAGGGCAGAUCUAGAGGAGUUAAGUGUUGGUCCCAGGGAUGCGGUGACCAUGGCCCGUAUAGACACAGCCCAGGAGCAGUACCAGAUCCACAAGGACAAAUAUGAACGCCUUCGCUCUGACGUCACUAUCAAACUCAAGUUCCUGGAUGAAAACAAGGUAAAGGUGAUGCAUAAACAGCUGCUCCUCUUCCAUAAUGCCAUCUCAGCCUACUUUGCUGGGAACCAGCAGCAGUUGGAGCAGACCCUGAGGCAGUUUAACAUCAAGCUGAGGCCCCCAGGGGCCGACAAACCCUCUUGGCUUGAGGAACCAUGAGGGAGGGGGCCACAUGAAACAGGGCAGCCCAGGAGAGGCCCUCCUAACCUGGGAGCAAGAGGAUACCCAAACCCCUACUAUCCACUACAGUGGACCACGGACGGACAGGAAUACGUAAAGAUGGAUGAAUGGGCAUUGAAUCUAUAGAGGACAGUGUCAUGAACAGUGAUCAGGGACUUUUGGUGCCUCUCUCCUUUUCUGUCUUUAUCCACCAAUUGCUUUUCUUUCAAUUCCCUCUCCUCUAUAAUAAUAUCUCCUCUCCUGUUCUCCUCCUCCUCCUCGGUGCCAUGCUGACCUCUAGCCUGAUCUGUUUAUUCCUUCCCCUUCUCUCUCUCUCUCUCUCUCUCUCUCUCUCUCUCUCUGUCUCUCUGUCUCUCUGUCUCUCU